GUCACCUCUGGGAAAAUUCUAUUGUUGUGAAGGCCUUGUUCUACAGGAAUCGAAAAUCCUCGACCUUUCCCGCAUACCGAUUCUGUUCAAAUUUCAUUUCACUUUCAUAAAGACAUCAGUCUAAGCAUUCCAGCAACCAUUCCGAAUCAUGGGUUCCAGUGUCGAUGCUCUUACUAGUCACCUUGGUCGUUUGGGUCUAGUAGAUCCGCCCCAAAAUGCGUUACUCUUCAAACCGAACAGCAAUCAACGCUCCAUCUGCCAGGGGUUGACGGAUGUUCCCCUAUACCUCUUCAGGCUUCACACGUCAAAAUCGCCCGGCACUCUCGACAAGGAGUGGGCUCGCUCCCUAGACGCCGAUGCUGGCUUGAGAGAGCGUAGUGAGACAGACAUCCUGGAGCGCAAGGAUGUCCGCGACGUCGCAGAGGAUAUCAGUGCCCAUUUGUGGUGGAAGCCACGCCCGCGCUGCCACGACAACUUUGUCUCGUGGACAAGCUCUCCACUUCUGGCCUUGCGAUACGCAUACUACAGACACCACAAAGACGUACUACCCCUCGAAGAGAUCAAGCUCUGCAUAGUUCGUACCAAUGACUUUGAACCUGGGACUUUUCUCCGAGACGCCUAUUUAUUUGAUUACUACUCGCAACAUGACCCACCAGUACCAGGGGUUGAUCCAAGGUAUUCAAAAUCGCUCACCGACAUGAAGAACCUGCGUGAUAGGUUCUACUACUUUGGGGAGUACCUCUCGCAAGGCGCUCUCAAUAUCAAAGAGAAAUGCAGCAUAGUCAGUAUGGAUAAAUUGGCCAAGGCGGGUCUACUAGAUCUGUUACCUGAGUUGGAUGAUGAGACCGCGAGUUGGGAGUGGGCUAAAUGGGUCUGGAAGCAAAGGGACAAAGGGAAAUCAUUUGGAGAUGGCGACUGGGAAAAGGUCAAGAAAAUCGCCUCCUUAUUCGAGCCUGGAUUCCGGGUACCCAUGGCGGCGGCCCUUGUUUCCCUCAAGCCGGGGGCCGUCGCAGAAUCACCCACAGAAUCAACUCUCAUCCGGAAGUUAUAUGAGCUCAGUCGUUCAGAGUCCUAUCAAAUGGCUCAAAUAGAAGCGAACCGGAUUGUACCGGACGUGGUAGACGGAGAGCCAUGCUGCGGCAGUGAAAGAAAUACAAAGAUGCUUGAUGACCGAAUGCCUGAAGUUAGAAGGUUCCAAGAAGUCUUGGCUAACCUCGCCGGGUUCGCCAAGAAAAGGAAAGAAAUGAAAGAAAGGAGACUUCGAACCGCGGUCAUUCCGGAGGAAAACCUGGGACAACACCAUGGACCUUCGCAGAAAGUCGAAUAGGCGGAGUAGCUUUGGUAAACAUGCCACCUUGGAAGGGUCAUAGUUACAUGGGAAUAUGGCGUAACUGCGGGAUCGAAUCAAGGGCUUGCAAGAGGAGGUCACACUAGUUAGGUUUAAAUAAAGAAACCCAAAUGUCUGCAGCAUUUGAAAGCUAAAACAUCAAGCUUUGCAUAUAGACUGAUUUCAAAUAGACUCGUUACCAACA
Pyricularia grisea is the source of this 1532-nucleotide messenger RNA. RefSeq lists its product as uncharacterized. Bases 149 to 1327 code for a protein of 392 amino acids. Lineage: Eukaryota; Fungi; Ascomycota; Sordariomycetes; Magnaporthales; Pyriculariaceae. The transcript has 2 exons. The record is from RefSeq and is a predicted model, not a curated record.